AUGUCGCCGUUGUUCGUGCGUGUAUUUCUCGUAAUGAAUGGGAUAUUUCGCGUUCAAAUAUCAUUCACUUUUGCCCAAAACACUUGUGGCUCGCACAGUGACUGUAAUUCAGAUUAUGUUUGCUGUAGAAGUGUUGUAUCUACGAAAUUUCGUUGUCGUAAACGUAUGUUUGAUAAUACUAGUACAACGCGAUCGUGUUUUGGUUAUGAUUGCGCGAACAAUAAUGACUGUACGGGCUUUAAAGGUGGAAAGAAAUUAUGUUGUCGCUCGAAUAGAUGCGGCCCGUGUCCUCAGUGUGUGGCAAAUUCUGAUUGCAGUCGAUUGCGAUUUUGUUGCAAAAAAGCGUGGUACGAAGAGGCUCGUUGUAGUUCUACUUGCAUUGGGGAAAGUUGUCAGAAUAAUUUUCACUGCGCUACGAACGAAUGUUGCUCCUCGGGACGCUGUGUUAUAUGUAGCUAUCCGAGUUGUAGAUCUCAUUCAGAUUGUCCGAUUGGCCAAUACUGUUGCGAUAAACAGAAUCAUGGGCAAUGUCAACGGAGAUGCGUUGGGGAAUACUGUAACUUUGAUAAAGACUGCGCCGUGAUGGAACAUUGUGUUUUGCGUAAGUGUCGGAAGGGCGCCAAGUGUCAAACAAGUGCUGACUGCGGCGACUGGCCAUACUGUUGCAAACUGUAUUCGUAUGAUAAUGCGGUGUGCGCACAAAGCUGCAUCGGCGGAAUGUGUAUCCAUGACAACGAUUGUGGCGCGCCUGAUGAAUGUUGUCUGAAUCGGAGAUGUUUAAUAUGUGGCGACUCGUGUACAUCCAGCCUCGAUUGUUUCAGCGAGGCGUAUUGUUGCAAAACUACCACGUUUGGUGAGAAUAAGUGUGCGUCAAAAUGCAUCGAAGAAUCCUGUAUUGAAAGUCAGAAUUGCGUUAAACCCAACACGUGGUGCGUCGGGGGUACAUGUACUGAUACCAAAGAAUGUAACACCAGUACAGAUUGUAUCACCUCUGAUGGUAAACAGUACAAUUGCUGUAUUAAUUCCGCUUCAAAUGUCUGUAGCAAAAGCUGUGUUGCGCAAGAGUGUAGCUCGGAUAAAGAUUGCGCGUCGACGGAAUGUUGUAAGGAUAGUGUGUGUAUUUCACAAUCGAAAUGCGGUUGGGAGUUUCCCAAUUGGUUAGUUGGUGUAUUCGUUGCGAUUGCAGUGGUUGUAGUGAUCGCUUUAUUCGCGUGUUAUUCUCGUAGUAAAAUCCGGCAGUUAAAUCGACGUCAAUCAGACGAAAAUGCGCAACAGAACAUUGUGUUUUCAGGCAAUGAACACGAAAGAGUCCAGAAUAUCUACAGUGACCCGCCAAGUGAAUCUUCAAUCUCCCUAAAUACUCGACUGCAUGUAUCCCCACCAGAAACGCAAGAACAAAUAUAUUACUCUAUCUCCCGUGCGAGCCACGACGAUUUCAUCGAAAUGGUCGAAUUACCAGCCCCACAAUUUGAAAAUGAUGUCAGUCAUGAGCGAGACCAAUCUACCCCUAACUAUCCAUUAGCGUCAUCUGGUGACCAUAUACGGAGAACCGAUAAUCCCAAUGUACCACCCCCUGUGUACUCAUUUGAUGAACAACCAGAUUCCCCCGAAUAUGACAAUAUUUUGUCUUAGAACUGUAGCUGAAUAAUUGAGGAACAAUGUUUUUCAACCAUGAAAGCAUUGUUAGCCAGAGAAUAGACAUAUUUUCUGUGUUGGUGUUACGUACUCAGGUGAAUAUGAUGUUUGUCGUGUUACUCUGAGUGUAUAAUCGAUUCCCACCGUGGCCAGGCAUAUUUUUCAAGCUUGCCCGGUGUGGAUAUACACUCUGCGUAACAUCACAAACAGAAUAGACAUAUAUUUGCAUCUAUCUUAAAUGGCAUUGUGCCCUAAGGCCAGUUCCAGACGCGCACGUUUGAAAUAUGACAAGUUUUCAAAACUUUAAUAGGAAAUGCUGCCAAUUUCUUUUACGACAAGUACACAUUGUUCAAAGGUUAGCAGGAGUAACCAAUUUUUACUGUCGUUCCAAUUGAAGUGUUGCUCAAAUAUUGAUUCAAUACAUUACCUCAGGUUGACCAAUUCAUUUCAUCAAGUUCCUCGAGAUAUUCAUACACUUCCUGUGAAAGAGCCAAUUCCAAGUAUUUGAUCAUUUCUGCUCACUUCCUUUCUAUUUAUGAUUGGUUAUAGUUGAACAAACAACAAAGGUGAUUGGUGCAUUCAAACUAUUCAACAGGAAGUUUACAAUUAUACUAGGAAGUGUAUGAAUAUCUCGAGGAACUUGAUGAAAUGAAUUGGUCAGCUCAAGGUAAUGUAUUGAAUCAAUAUUCGAGGAGCACUUCAAUUGGAACGACAGUGGACGGAAUCGAGUUCAGGUGCACUCCUAAAAGUUGGCGUGGUAGAUUUUGAACAAUGGUAUUUGUUAUAGAAAAAAAUGUUCGUCUGUAUGGGUCAACAAAUAAAAUUUGACAAAGUAAUCUGAGCACAAUCUGACCAUGAUCUCUUCAAACAAGGGAAUGUUAUUGGAUAAGAUUUUGUGUGACGUAAUUCCGUGCCUCUGACCUCCAAUAGAUCAUGGCUCUCAGCCAGAGAAAGCGCUUGACGUUAUUAUAUAAUGUCUUGUAUUUCAUAGAAAUACUCAAUGAUUCCCGGAAUUUUUGACAGAUCUUACGUACAUUGA
Molecule: messenger RNA, 2674 nt
Organism: Paramuricea clavata
Lineage: Eukaryota; Metazoa; Cnidaria; Anthozoa; Malacalcyonacea; Plexauridae
Source: the annotation of a GenBank genome assembly